This is a messenger RNA of Apis laboriosa (Himalayan honeybee), 908 nucleotides long. RefSeq lists its product as uncharacterized. The transcript has a single exon. The record is from RefSeq and is a predicted model, not a curated record. The coding region runs from base 72 to 908 and encodes 278 amino acids. NCBI's taxonomy places the organism in Eukaryota, Metazoa, Arthropoda, Insecta, Hymenoptera, Apidae.
GGCGAUUUAAAAACAAAAACGAGACAAUAAUAUCGAAAUCCUCGAAGUUAUCGAUCUAAUGAACAGCCAUUAUGCUGGAAUAUAUGAACCAGUCCAACGAUUCAUUUUUAUCCUACGAUAAGCUUAAAACAAUAUCAAUUUUUUUAAAAAAGGGAAGAACCACUCAGAGUAGAGUAAUGGAUUUUAUUCUAACGAUACUUGGCUGUAUAAUCCUGAAAAUUGAUAAUCAAAUCUACUUAUAUGAAUUUAAGGAUAUUUUCAAUGAUAGAACCUUAAAAAAUAUAAAGAAUGAUCUGGAAAACCUUUUGUAUUUUAAAACUAAAUUCUUUAACUUUUUAAUCAUGGAGUUAUUAUUAGAGACUAUCAAGAAAGAAAAUAAUUAUUUUAAUAAACGUAUCAAAUUCAAUAGAAUCAUGGACACAUCAAAUAAACAAUGUAACAAAGAAGUUUUUCAAAAAAAAGUCAAGGAUGUUAUAAAAUUUUUAAUUUUUCGAAAGAUCGAGAAAUUUUCUUAUCUUCAUAAUAAUAAUAGUACAUUGGAUUGGUCUUACUACAAACAGAAAAUUGAUGUUAUACUUAGCAACGAAAUUCGUCCAAGAGAUAAUAUAAUAAAUAAAAAUAAUGUUAAGGAAAAUAAUGAAGAAAAUACAAUAAAUUUUAUUUAUCAUAAAAGAAAAAAUGAAUCUAUGAAUAAUAUAAACAAUUCAAAAAAACCAGAUUCAAAAAUAGAAUCUAAUUUCUACAAAACAUCAAGUUAUACUUGCUUCGAUUAUUUUUGCGGUAAAAUUUAUUGGUUGCUCUGCUAUGCAUGGUUAGGAAUUUUUAUAUAUUAUUGUUGCAUAUUUUUUUUUCCAAUUUUCCCAACAUUGUUAAAUAUUAUACAUAAAUUGAUAAAUAAUAAUUCAUAA